Messenger RNA from Cornus florida, 1570 nucleotides. RefSeq lists its product as uncharacterized. Lineage: Eukaryota; Viridiplantae; Streptophyta; Magnoliopsida; Cornales; Cornaceae. The transcript has 2 exons. The record is from RefSeq and is a predicted model, not a curated record. Bases 920 to 1315 code for a protein of 131 amino acids.
ACACGGCUAAAAGUUAAUUGUUAGGUUAAUUAUUUCAAAUUUAGUAGAAGGUUCGAACCUCUGAUUUAUAUCCAGAGUCAAUUUGAUAAGGACUACAUGCAUAAUGUUGUUCAAUUAAAUUUUUAUAAAAAGUGAAGUGCAUUUAUCUUCUCCUAUUGUCAAAAUAUUUCAACUAAAUUGAUAAAUAUACUCAAGUGGAGUCGGCGAGUACGCAAAGUGCAGCUUUGUAUACUCGGCUAAAAUAUUGUUAGUCUUAGGAAUUAUUCUGGUUGAAAUAAUUAGGUUAACUAUUAUUGUUAUUUAAAGGCAAAAUUAUAUAUAUAUAUUUUUAAAAGGUGGAGUGAGAAAAACUGCUAAGUCCUUUUGGUUUAAUUCUCAAAAUAACAAAAAUUUCAAUCAAUUUGAAAUUAGAAAAAAAAAAAUAUUUUGAGAAUUUUAGUAGAUUAUUAUUUAAAAUCAAGUCUUAUUUAUAACUCAAUUGUCAAAAAAUAAUCAACCAAAUAAUUAUUCAAAACAUCUUUUUAAUUCCAUGAGAAACUUUUUCUAAGAAAACCAAAUAAAAUUGAUCCAAAAUACAAGCCCUUUAGGAUAAAAGGAGACGUGAAGCAUUGGCUCAUUUGUAUAGUCCAAACCGAACCGAACACCAAGAAAGCACCAGCUACUACUUCUUUCUUUCAUUCAAAAAGGCAAACUCACUCCUCCAGAUUCUUAAGCCUAUCAAUAUAGUCCUCACAUUACAAUUCUUUUUUUCUUUUUUGUAUCAGGUAACUAUUCUCCUACAACACACACACACACACUACAUAGUCUACAUGCUCGCGUGGACCUGUCAUACAAUAAAUAUAGUAUAUACUACUAUACAGUUUAUGCGUUCGAUCUUUCUUGUGAAUUGAAACCAAUUAUAUAUAAUAUAUACUACUAUAUGUAUUCUAUUCUGAGCUCACAUGGUGUGUUCUUAGCAACAGCCAUAGCCGUCUCCGGCGCCGCAAUCUUCCUCGCCCUGCUCCGGAGGGAAAAAAAUUUCCCACCUACACAAAUUUCCUCCGGUAAUCAACUAAUUCAUCCCCAUCAUCCCACAAAGCAAAUUCUACGUUCUUGCUUAUCUUCAGAUGAAAAGAGAAGGGAGAGAAAGAAGAAGAGAGUUCAAUUUGCUGAUAGCGUGAAGGAUGGUGAGGAGUUGAGGAAAGAGAAGAAGAGGAAGUCAAAAAGAAGUUGGUGGACGGAAAAUCCUGAAAUCCACGGAAUACCGGGGAAUCGGGUGGCUUUGUACAAUGGAAUUCUCAGAGAUCGUGUACCAAGGAUGGAGUGCUCUUAUUGAUCAAUCCAAGGUUUGGGUUUUGUAAUUUGUUUGGGCUGAAACAAAUUUGAAGGGAAAGGGACCAUGGAUUCUAAAUACUGGAACUUGAAGCUUAUUUGUCUAUUCUCGCUAGCACGCUCUUAGGCGUGUUUUGUUUUAAGCCAUUCUUUUGUUGCAGUCUGAUUUAAAUAGUAAUAAGAAGUAUGUUUGGUAGCAUGUCCAUUUGUCAUAAGAUUUUUUGAAAUAAAAAAUAUUAAAAUUUAUUUUGUUAAAAAA